AUGAAGGCAAUCGAGGCCUUUGUCGAUGGGCUCAACAUCCUCUCCGUCAUCGUCCUCUACUCGUUGUUAUGGCUCAUCACCCCAAAGAUGCCGAACCCGGACCCCUCGGGGCCAAAGACCAACAAGCUCUACGAUGUGCUGAUGCGGGUCUCAUACAUCAUCAUCUUCCUCCUCGGCUGGAUUUGGUGCAGCAACGUCAUGGCCCACGUCGACAAGCCGUAUCUGGACGAGGUCUUCCACAUCCCCCAAGCUCAGAAGUUCUGCGACGGACGAUGGGACGAGUGGGAUGACAAAAUCACCACCCCUCCCGGCCUGUACAUACUCUCCAAGUACUACCUCCAGAUCAUGAUGCGGCCCGAGUGCUCCGUCCUCGACCUCCGCGGCGUCAACAUCCUCGCCGUCCUGGGCGUCGGCAUCCUCGCAACCCACUGCCGCCACCUCCUCGAGACCCGCCGCCCCGACGCCGCGUCCCCGGCCCCGCCCGCCGUGCUCUCCUUCCACGCCGUCCACCUCGGCUGGAACGUCGCCCUCUUCCCCGUGCUCUUCUUCUUCUCGGGCCUGUACUACACCGACGUCGUCUCCACGCUGUCCGUGCUGGUGGCCUACUACCACCACCUGCGCCGCGUGCGCGAGGAGACGAGCUCGUUCCUCAGCGACUGGACCACCGUCGUCGUCGGCGUCCUCGCCCUCCUCAUGAGACAGACCAACGUCUUCUGGGUCGUCGUGUACAUGGGCGGCCUGGAGGCUGUCGCUGCCGUCAAGGCCCUGCGUCCCGAGCCCGUGGCCAGGCCGAUCAUGUCGACCCUGGGCGACUACGUCAGGUUCUACGCCUGGCGAUACUCGGUGGGGGAUGUCCACGAUCCGCCCCUCAACACCGCGUGGCCAGACGACUUGUUCUUCUCCGCCUUGAGCAUCGGCAUCGCAGCCUUGGCGAACCCGCUCCGCGUCCUGAAGAAGGUCUACCCGCACAUCACCGUCAUGGCCCUCUUCGCCGGCUUCGUGGCCUGGAACGGUGGCGUAGUAUUGGGUGACAAGUCCAACCACGUCGCGACGCUGCAUCUCGCCCAGAUGCUCUACAUCUGGCCCCUCUUCGCCUUCUUCUCCUUCCCGCUCUUCCUCCCCUCCGCCAUCGGCCUUCUCCGCUUCCUCCGCGGCGUCUUCGCUGCGGCCUCCGGGAAGAACGCUGCCAGUCCCGCAGAGCCCAGCCCCUCGACGCCGUCCCGCAAGCACACGCUGCCCGAGUCCGCCCAGACCGGCUCAUCCAAGAAGCAAAAGACCCGAGCCCAAGAUGAGCCGGGCCUACAGAUCGCCAGCGCCCCCACGGCAUCAUCACCGUUCGUCAACGCCCUCCAGACACUGUUCUCAUCUAAGCUCUACCAUCUGCUGCUCACCCCGUCCCUCAUCGUCCUGACCCUCGCCGUCAUCCGCUUGAACACCAUUAUCCACCCCUUCACCCUCGCCGACAACAGACACUACAUGUUCUACGUCUUCCGGUACACCAUCCGGCGCCCGGGCCUGUUCCGUUACUACCUCGUUGUUCCCUACACCCUCGCCCGCUGGCUCUGCUGGGAUACGCUCGGCGGCUGCGGCCAGGGCGGGCUCCUUUCGGACCACACGGGAGACUGCUCGGGUCGCUACACGGCCUCGCGUCCCGGCCCGUUCGAGAACAGCCCCUUCGGCAACCCAGCUCAACGUGCGCGUGCCGAGAAGCCACCGGCGACGGAACCCCUAGAUGAGGCCCUCGGAGAGCAGCCCGCCCGGUCCGGCGACGCCGCCGCCGACGACGCCAACGACUCAAAGGCGGCAAAGGCACGCUACGACCCUUUCGCCAUCGUCACCCUCGCCGACCCAGCGUCGCAGAGCACCGAGCCCCCGGCCUCGUCGACCGCCGUCCUGCUCCUCCUCGCCACGACGCUGUCCCUGAUGACGGCGCCCCUCGUCGAGCCGCGCUAUUUCAUCCUCCCCUGGGUCUUCUGGCGCAUCCUCGUCCCGGCCUGGCGGCUCCACGGCCACGGCCACGCUGCCGCCGCACAUCCCGCCCUGGCCCGGCUCGAGCGCCUCCCGGUGCUCGGGUCCCUGGCCCGGUUCGGGAAAAGGUUCGACGUCCGGCUCGUCCUCGAGACGCUGUGGUUCGUGCUGGUCAACGUGGUCACCAUGUACAUCUUCCUCGCCAAGCCGUACCUGUGGAGAUCCGAGGACGGCAGGGUCUUGGAGAAUGGCAGGAUGCAGCGCUUCAUGUGGUGA
Colletotrichum higginsianum IMI 349063 is the source of this 2244-nucleotide messenger RNA. RefSeq names its product DIE2/ALG10 family protein. Gene Ontology annotation, biological process: protein N-linked glycosylation; dolichol-linked oligosaccharide biosynthetic process. The transcript is spliced from 5 exons. Lineage: Eukaryota; Fungi; Ascomycota; Sordariomycetes; Glomerellales; Glomerellaceae. Gene Ontology annotation, molecular function: dolichyl pyrophosphate Glc2Man9GlcNAc2 alpha-1,2-glucosyltransferase activity. Gene Ontology annotation, cellular component: endoplasmic reticulum. The coding region runs from base 1 to 2244 and encodes 747 amino acids. The record is from RefSeq and is a predicted model, not a curated record.